UAGAAAGAGUAUGGGGGAGUAUAAAUUAGCGAAACUCCAUCGGCUUGGAGGUAGUUCGGAAUUGAACCGGGGAAAACCGCCUUUUUCUUAUCGUUUUUCCGGUAAGCAGGAUGGGAUGGGGAAGUUCGAUCUUCGAAGGCGUAAUAGUGGUGGGUUCUAUAGCGCUGCUCGGCUGGGCUGGGCUAUGGUUUCUGAACCGGAGGCUUUACAAGGAGUAUGAAGAGAAGAGAGUGCUGGUACAGAUCAUCUUCAGUGUCGUCUUCGCCUUCUCUUGCAACCUCUUCCAGCUUGUCCUCUUCGAGAUUAUCCCCGUCCUCUCUAAAGAGGCAAGAUGGAUCAAUUGGAAGGUGGACCUGUUUUGUUUGAUAAUGUUACUAGUCUUCAUGCUGCCUUAUUAUCAUUGUUACUUGAUGCUUUGCAACAGUGGUGUGAGGAAGGAGCGGGCUGCACUUGUUUCUACCUUGUUCUUGAUGGCAUUCCUAUAUGCAUUUUGGCGCAUGGGCAUUCACUUUCCAAUGCCUUCACCUGAUAAAGGAUUUUUCACCAUGCCUCAGCUCGUGAGUAGGAUUGGAGUAAUUGGUGUGACUGUCAUGGCUAUCCUUUCAGGCUUUGGAGCCGUAAAUUUACCAUACAGUUAUCUGUCUUUAUUCAUCAGAGAAAUUGAAGAAUCAGAGAUAAAGUCAGUGGAGAGGCAGCUAAUUCAGUCAAUUGAGACCAGCAUUGCCAAGAAAAAGAGAAUCAUUCUCUGCCAAAGGGAAAUUCAGCGCAUCCAAGGUGCUGAAGAGAAAACAAAUGCUACUUCCUUCCUAAAACGAAUUGUAGGAACAGUUGUGCGAUCAGUUCAAGAUGACCAAAAGGAGCAGGAUAUAAAAAAUAUGGAAGCCGAGGUACAAGCUUUGGAAGAACUCUCAAAGCAGCUUUUCUUGGAAAUAUAUGAGCUUCGCCAAGCUAAGGAAGCUGCUGCUUAUUCUCGUACAUGGAAAGGUCACCUGCAGAAUCUUUUGGGUUAUGCUUGUUCUGUCUAUUGUGUGUAUAAAAUGAUUAAGUCUUUGCAAAGUGUUGUCUUCAAGGAGGAUGGUUCUGUAGAUCCAGUGACCCGGACAAUCAGUAUAUUUUUGCAAUUCUUUGACAUAGGAAUAAAUGCCACAAUGUUGUCACAGUAUAUAUCCCUCUUAUUCAUUGGGAUGCUGAUUGUCAUAUCCGUUAGGGGAUUCCUAACUAAUUUGAUGAAGUUCUUCUUUGCAGUUUCCAGAGUUGGAAGUGGAUCAUCAAGCAAUGUUGUGCUUUUCCUUUCUGAAAUCAUGGGGAUGUAUUUUGUGUCCUCUAUUCUGUUGAUUAGAAAGAGCCUGGCAACUGAAUAUCGGAUGAUCAUAACAGAUGUGCUAGGUGGAGAUAUUCAAUUCGACUUCUACCACAGAUGGUUUGAUGCUAUUUUUGUAGCCAGUGCUUUCCUUUCUCUGCUUUUGCUUUCUGCACACUACACAUCCCGUCAAGCAGACAAGCACCCAAUUGAUUAGAGUAGAACAUGAACAUUGCUGCUGCACCUACUUUAUAAUACUACUUUGUAUAAAGUUCCCCAUGAUAUGAUUAAUAUAGCCAUAUUUUCAUCCCAGGCCAUGCGGUUUCUGCCAAACAUAUGUGGAUAAGCUUGCUUACUUGCUUUUGUAUGUUUGAGUAAAUGCCAUAUCUGCCUGUUAUAACCCAAAAAAAUUCCUUGCAGCCAUUUUUCUGAUUAUAUUUAUUCCUUUAAAUGCGCUUCCUUGUUUAUUAAACAAAUGCUGCAGGUUCUUUUCUUGUAA
Messenger RNA from Ipomoea nil (Japanese morning glory), 1799 nucleotides. Its product is annotated as GPCR-type G protein 1. Lineage: Eukaryota; Viridiplantae; Streptophyta; Magnoliopsida; Solanales; Convolvulaceae. Gene Ontology annotation, molecular function: abscisic acid binding. The transcript is spliced from 13 exons. The coding region runs from base 111 to 1517 and encodes 468 amino acids. Gene Ontology annotation, cellular component: membrane. The record is from RefSeq and is a predicted model, not a curated record. Gene Ontology annotation, biological process: response to abscisic acid.